This is a messenger RNA of Glycine soja, 794 nucleotides long. RefSeq names its product histidine-containing phosphotransfer protein 1-like. Bases 1 to 390 code for a protein of 129 amino acids. The record is from RefSeq and is a predicted model, not a curated record. Gene Ontology annotation, molecular function: histidine phosphotransfer kinase activity; protein histidine kinase binding. Gene Ontology annotation, biological process: phosphorelay signal transduction system; cytokinin-activated signaling pathway; phosphorylation. Gene Ontology annotation, cellular component: cytoplasm; nucleus. The transcript has 5 exons. Lineage: Eukaryota; Viridiplantae; Streptophyta; Magnoliopsida; Fabales; Fabaceae.
AUGGACAGCAUGGUUGUGAGGGUCAAGGGAUUUCUGGAUGAUCAGUUCAAUCAGCUUCAGAAACUGCAAGAUGAGAGUAGUCCAUAUUUUGUGAUGGAGGUUAUGACCAUGUUCUUUGGUGAUUCUGAGAAACUUCUAAAUAGAAUUGCACUAGCUCUAGAACAAAAACCUGUGGAUUUCAAAAGUGUAGAUUCUAAUGUCCAUCAGUUCAAAGGAAGCAGUGCCAGUGUUGGUGUUGUGAGAGUUAAAGAUGUCUGCACUAACUUCAGAAAUAUUUGCGAGGCUCAGAACCUGGAAGGGCGAGUUGUGCAAACUGCAACAAGAAAUCCAAGCUGCUGGUGGUUCAGUUUCCACAGUGGAAUAGAUGCAAGCGACAUGAUUGUCAUAUAGUGGAAACCAAAACAAGCUACGAAACAGUGGUGGAAAUCUUCUGUUACCAAUCCGUUCGAUGGGAACGUUGCUGGGUUGGAACAGUGCUGUUUAUCCAGUGGAACUUUGGUGGAAUAUUAGCUGGUUCAAUGUAUAAUCAUGCAGGAGUACAAUGCAUAUAUUGUUUUAAAGAUCAUUUGCAUGUUAGUGCUUUUUGUUGUAUCGGGGUUAUGCAGUAUUUUAGUCUCCGCUGCCUUAAAUACUUAGUAACCUCUUUGUAUUCAUUAAUAUGGUUUCUCUGGAACCACUUAAUUAAUAUUAUCUUUGUUUGCUGAUCAUAAAAAAAAAAAAAAAAAACCUACGAAACCUAAGCUUUUGAUGGAACAGUUUAUUUUGUACAAGUUUUUAUUUGUUUUGGGGUUAUG